AUCUUACGGAGGAAUCCGAGAUAGCCGAUGUAUCACGAUUGGCGUUCAGAUUGGUAUAACGAGUCAUCAGAACACAUAUUUUGAUGACGUAUUUCAACACAGGAAAGUAUGGCUGAGUUUAAGGUUACAACUGGAAGAGAUGGUUCGCGGUCAUUUAACGACCAUGAUGACAGAUGGAGUCGUGGUGGUGGUGGAGGUGGAGGAGGAUACAUGCGAUCACGAGGAAGGGGAAACUUCCGUGGAAACAAUCGGCGAUUCCAGUCACAAAGGGGUGGCUACAGUUCCAACUACCGUGGAGGCAGGGGUGGGUUCAGGGGGAGGGGGCGGGGAGGGGACAGCUUUGGGCCGGGCCCCGGGGCAAGGCUUGAUGAAGAGGGCGACGAAACCAUGGGCGAUUUUAUGGACAGGGGCGCAGAACGAUACAACCCAUACGGUCGUCCAAGCAGGGGCAACGUUCGGGGAAAUCUGAGAUUUGACAACAGAAAUAAGUCAGCACCAGAUCGCGGGACAUUUCGAAGAUUGGGUCUUCCCAUUGACAGCCGAGGUGGCGGAGAAUCUGAGUGGUUCAAAAUUCUGAUACCGUGGGGCAAGAAAGCAGACAAAGAGUUCAUACUGAAGCAGAUUAACACUCACAUAGACACACCAUUUGUUCCAACAUAUUUCCAUUUUGAAGACAAGGCAGCUGUGUUCUAUGUUAAUGAUGGACGGGCAGCAGAUGCCAUCAGAAGUAUAUCCAAGCAGAUCACCAUGCCUAAUGGAUAUAAGAUGACUAUCUUAGUGAAAGGCAGCUACCCUCCAAACAUUCCAAUGGGUGAUGAUGAGAUACAGAAACUGAAGGUGGCCAUGAGCAGCCGUUACGACCCCACCACGAAGGCUCUUAACCUGAGCAGUCUCCAUAGCGACGGUGAACUGUCAAAGCACGAGCUCUACAUGGCGCUAGCCAGGGCCCAGGUCAUGUCCAAUGUUGUGAAGAUCAUCACAGAAAACAUUCCUGAGCUGUGUAGCCUGGACCUGAGCAAUAACAAGCUCCUGAAUCUGGAACAUCUGUAUAGCCUCGUGCCUGCCACUGCAGAUAUGAAAGUCCUCAAUCUCUCAAAUAACAAGCUCCAUGCACUAGAGGACCUACGGAAACUCCAGUCCUGGAAACUGGACUGGUUAACAUUGACGGGCAACCCACUCUGUGAUAAGUUUAAUGAUCAGGCAACCUAUGUCAGUGCUGUGAGAAAAUUGUUUCCAAAACUUCAAAAAUUGGACAAUAAUGACCUUCCUCCUGCCAUCACAUUUGAUAUUGAGGCCAGAACUGACCUGCCCAAAUCUCAAGACAGCUAUUUCCCUAGUGAGGACAUCAAGGUGGUGGCUGUGAAGUUCCUCAAGGACUACUUCCACGUGUACGACUCAGACGACAGACAGGGCCUUGCCCCUGCCUACCAUGAGACGGCCAUGUUCUCCCUCUCCACUGCAUACAAUGGGGCUGUCCAAAACAAGCAAAUGUCAUUAAAUGCUUACAUAGACGGUAGUCGCAACUUGAUAAAGGGCAGCAAGGAUAUAAGCAGAAAACUGAAGACAUUAAAACUGGGUCCCAAGAUUGUAGCCCAGCUGUGUCUGCUGCCCAAAUCUCUACACGAUCCAAACUCCUUCAUUGUGGAUGUCAACUUUGCAUCACCAGAAAUGAUGAGCUUUACAAUUCAGGGUGUGUUUAAAGAAGUGGAUAGCAAAAUGGACCGGCCACCCAUUCGAGCCUUCAGUCGAACAUUUGUCACAGUGCCACGGGGCGCAGGGAUGCAGAUUGUGAACGAUAUGUUGACAGUGACCAAUGCCUCACCAGACCAGGUCCAGUCUGCAUUCAAGAACCCUGCACCCACCCCCUCUUCGAGUCCGGUCCCUCAGUCGUCCCCUGCAAACCCGUUUGUAAAGUUUGAGGUUGCUGUGCUGACCGAUCUGCAGAAACAGAUGGUGGCCAGCUUCAUGAACGACUCUAGAAUGAAUUCAGAGUGGUCCCUCAAGUGCUUGGCACAAAAUGGGUGGGAGUAUGAGCAGGCGGGAAAAAACUUCCUGGAAUUGCAGCAAAAAGGCUUGAUACCAGCAGAGGCCUUCAGUUGACCAGCUUGUCUCACCGCAAAACACCUGGACCAGCUUGUCUCACCGCAAAACACCUGACAAUUUUACUACAAAGUGACAAAAUCACUGAGUGCUUUGAGAUAUGUGAAGUGUAUUGAAAUCAGAAUGUCUUUAUGCUUGGCAUGUAUUGACUUGGAUCAUUGUGUUGCCAUAAUGCAAUUUGGCAAGGUACAUUUAGACAUGACAUGUGUUGGCUUGGAUCAUAAUGUUGCCAUAAUGGAAUUUGGCAAGGAACAUUUUUACAUGACAUGUGUUGGCUUGGAUCAUCAUGUUGCCAGAUGGACUUUGGCUAGGAACAUUUAGACAUGACAUAUGUUGACUUGGAUCAUCAUGUUGCCAUAAUGGAAUUUGGCAAGAGCUAUUAACUAUUGGUUCCAAUGUAUUGAGAGGAAGUGUUCAUUAUUUUACCUUCUUCUAGAUAUUAAAGAGUAAAGAUCCAUUCUUCUUACAUGAAUUUCUAACGAGCAUGUUAGAAACCAGUAAUGGCUUUGUUCUUAUCAUCGGGUUUUAAUUUAGAACAUCACACCUUAAAGUCUCAAUCAGAGAAAUUAGUUUUUGACUAAUAAUUACUGAUAUUAUUUGAAUCUGUUUGUGGCCAGAAACAUGUUUCUAGAUUGUAAGUGUGUAAUGAAUGGUUAACACUAAGUGAAGAAUGCUGUGGCCAUGUUAUAGAAUGUAUUUUAUUUUAUUUAAUGUUUUAUUUUGUUUUAUUAUUUUGUACAGAAAUCAUUAAAUAAGUAUGUCUGUGUUUAUAUAUGUUAAUAAGCAGAAAAUUGUAAAUUCAAAUUGUAAAUAAAUUGUACAAACAUGGUAA
Messenger RNA from Dreissena polymorpha, 2932 nucleotides. Its product is annotated as nuclear RNA export factor 1-like. The coding region runs from base 109 to 2100 and encodes 663 amino acids. Gene Ontology annotation, molecular function: RNA binding; protein binding. Gene Ontology annotation, biological process: poly(A)+ mRNA export from nucleus. Lineage: Eukaryota; Metazoa; Mollusca; Bivalvia; Myida; Dreissenidae. The transcript has 22 exons. The record is from RefSeq and is a predicted model, not a curated record. Gene Ontology annotation, cellular component: nucleus; cytoplasm.